Messenger RNA from Odocoileus virginianus texanus, 771 nucleotides. The record is from RefSeq and is a predicted model, not a curated record. NCBI's taxonomy places the organism in Eukaryota, Metazoa, Chordata, Mammalia, Artiodactyla, Cervidae.
GGAGUACCAGGGCCAGGAAAAUAUGACAUUAAGAGUCAAUUUCAGAAGAAUAAAAGUACGAAAUCAAAUGUAAAUGAUGCAUCACCUGCUUUUCUUUCUCAAUCCAAGAGGUUUGUCCCUAUGAAAUCAAUCACUCCAGCUCCUGGCACAUACAAUGAAUCUCGAACUGCUUUCAAGCCCUUGAAGAAAACAUUGGGAUUGAAAAAUAUCUCAUUUGGUCAAAGUGCUGCUCGAUUCACACAAGACUCUAAGACAGAGAAAAUGCCAGGUCCAGGGUUUUAUAAUAUUCAAAAUGAUACGUUCAUCGACAACUUUAGCCAUACCUCCUGGAAGAAACCAAAGAAAAGUGCAUUUGGUUCUUCUGUUCCUCGGACUCUAUUCCUGGUUCAGAAAGAAGUUUUUACUACUCCUGGGCCUGCUGAUUAUAAGGUCCCUGAAAUUUGUGAUGAACUACCCAACUUGACUAACCAAUAUGCUGCUUUCUUGUCAAGAACAGAAAGAACUACUAAAGUAUCAGAUGUGGGUGUUCCAGCACCAGGUGCCUAUGAUGUUCAAAAGUCCUAUGAGAUGUCUCAAAUUCAACAUAAAUACAUGCCACCUCGUACUUUAGCGGCUAGAAUAAAACAUGCCUCCUUUCUUAGCACAACACCUCGGUGCCUGGACAAAGUGGAUGAUGGGCCAGGGAGUAUUUCAUUUGGAUGGGAAGGUCGAGCAGGAUCUACAUUGUUAACAAGCACCCAGAUUAAGUUUAAUGCAAGACUGGACCUUUAA